AUGCUCGGGGCUCGCUCCACUCCUGUCGCGGGUCGGCCCGGCAUUGCAUGUAUACAUAUUUGGAAUAAAAAUAUAAUGUUAAAAACAUGCAGUCUGUGCCUAGUGUAUAUAUUUAUAACGUUCGUGGGAGCGGCUGUACCAGUAACAGCCAGUGCUAAUGAGAUCAACCAAGUGCCCAGAAAGAAAGCAGCCAACCCUGGAGCUGCUUUAUAUCCCCAGGCGUCUGAGACAAGGGACCUUCGCAAUUUAGACGGCAUAUGGAACUUCAGAAAAUCCCCAACAGAUCCGGAAUAUGGCUACAAAAAUGGAUGGUACGAACAGGAUCUUACGAAGACUGGCCCCGUGAUCCCUAUGCCAGUACCAUCAUCAUACAACGAUGUAGGAGAGGACGCGUCGUUGCGUGACCAUGUCGGUCUGGUGUGGUACGACAGAAGAUUCUUCGUUCCGAGCUGGUGGGGCCAAAAUGGACAGCGCGUGUGGCUGAGAUUCAGCAGUGUGCAUUAUGCUGCUCAAGUGUGGGUCAACGGUCAGUCAGUGAUGUACCAUGAAAUUGGCCAUCUUCCGUUCGAGGUGGAAAUCUCGGACUUCGUCAGCUACAACACCAGCAAUCUCCUGACUGUGGUCGUCGACAAUACACUGUUAAGUGACACUGUUCCUCAGGGCAGUAUUAGGGACAUUAUAAUUUCGAACAACAAAAUUCGCCAAGAACAAUCGUACACCUUCGACUUCUUCAACUAUGCCGGAAUACAUCGCUCCGUUUUCCUGUACUCAACUCCGCAGACAUUUAUCGAUGACGUCAUUGUUAAUACGGACAUACAAGGAUUAACAGGUUUCGUAGUAUACAACGUGACAUUCAAAAGCCUUAACAACGCCCAGUGCGUCAUUCAACUGUUUGACAAGAACGACACUCAAGUAGCAGGCUCCCAAGACUGCGCUGGACUGCUGGAAGUUGGCAAUGCUAACUUCUGGUGGCCUUACUUAAUGCAUCCAGACCCGGGAUAUCUGUAUACUUUCAAGGCAACGCUUAUCGGUCCGUUAGGAGAACUGGUGGACACCUACAGUCUAAAGGUCGGCAUCAGAACAGUGACUUGGAGCAACACAACAGUCUAUUUGAAUGAUAAACCUAUCUAUAUGAAAGGUUUUGGGAUGCACGAGGACUCGGAUUUGAGAGGUAAAGGCUGGGAUCCAGUGCUUUGGGUGAAGAAUUUCAAUCUGAUUAAGUGGGUCGGGGCGAAUGCCUUCCGAACGUCACACUAUCCCUACGCCGAAGAGAUCUACCAAAUGGCGGAUGAGCAAGGAAUUAUGAUCAUCGACGAAUGCCCAAGUGGCGACACAGAUAUAUUCACGGACGCGCUUCUAGAAAAGCACAAGCAAUCGUUGACUGAAUUGAUAAGACGGGACAAAAAUCAUCCCAGCGUGGUGAUGUGGUCGAUCAGUAACGAGCCAAGAUCGGCAAAUUAUAAGGCGGAUGCCUACUUUGGCAAAGUGGUGAAACACGUUAAAUCAAUGGACUUAUCGAGGCCAGUAACUAUAGCGAUUUCACAGUCCUACUUAAACGACAAAGCGGGCCAACAUCUGGAUGUGAUUUGCUUUAAUCGUUACAAUGGCUGGUACGCUAACACGGGCUCAUUGCUUAAUAUAGCCUCCUAUGUCACUGAAGAAGCCACAGCUUGGCAUCGCAGAUAUAACAAACCCGUUAUCAUGACUGAGUAUGGGGCUGAUACCAUUGCUGGGUUACAUUUGAUUCCCGAAUACGUUUGGUCCGAGGAGUACCAAGUGGCGCUGAUGUCUGAACACUUCAAGGCCUUUGAUAGGUUACGCCGCGUCGGAUUUUUCGCUGGCGAAUUCAUUUGGAACUUUGCCGAUUUUAAAACAACACAAACUAUAACACGAGUUGGUGGCAACAAGAAGGGUAUUUUCACGAGAUCGAGACAGCCCAAGGCGUCUGCGCAUCAUUUGCGAGCGAGGUAUCUCGCCCUCGCCGCGGCAGAGUCAGGGGCGCCACCACCCGACAUCGCUUACUACAUCAGCGAUCACAAACCACCGGCGCACGAGGAGCUUUAA
Leptosia nina is the source of this 2064-nucleotide messenger RNA. The record is from the annotation of a GenBank genome assembly. Lineage: Eukaryota; Metazoa; Arthropoda; Insecta; Lepidoptera; Pieridae.